Messenger RNA from Prorocentrum cordatum, 438 nucleotides. The record is from the annotation of a GenBank genome assembly. NCBI's taxonomy places the organism in Eukaryota, Dinophyceae, Prorocentrales, Prorocentraceae.
AUGCCCCUGGUUAGAGAGGCCCGGGACCCUGGGCUGCUUCCCGGGGAGACGGGGCGGCGCCGCCAGGGGCUGCAGAUAGACCCCGCGCUCACCGGCGCCUGGGCGGACAUCACAGGUGGCGCUGCGCUGGAGCCGGCAGCGGCAGCGCCCUCGGGGUCUCCGAGCGCGGCCUCGAGAGACGAGAGGCAGAGCGCAUCCUCUUCUUCGUCUUCGCGCCCACAGCCAGAGGUGCCUGCGCAGCAGUGGCCCUCGGCGGUCGACCUGUGGGAGGAGCGGGCAGACAGGCACGGGGCGGGUGCCGUGCAUAUGCAGACUGAAUGUGGCAACUUCGAUGUCUGCCAGCGUGCACCCCAGACAGUAUGUCGCUGCACUCUGAAAGCGCAAGCUGUGCGGUGCAGUCGCAGUAGCGUGAAGAGGCGGGUACAGUACUAUGUGUGA